UAGUCUUUCCGCAAGUUGUAAAGUCCCUACAAGAGUCGCAAAGGGAGAAUAUUCUUCUUCAACUUACUCCAUACUUUUCUGUUGUCGUUUAGAUAAAUUUUUCGUCAUAUCGGCAUGCUUUGAGGUGCCAAGUGCAAUGACGAUGAAUCGACUUUGAUUUACGUAAAGGAUGAUUCCUCCGCUACUCGAAAGUCUAACUUAACUCUACCACCAUGAUUGACUUGACUCUGCCCCAAACAAACGAUCCGGCGAUCAAUCAGCGCUUACUUCAUGAAUGCACUAGCUUGAAUCAAGCUGUAGUCUAUAUCCAUGCCGAAUUAUCGCCAACUGAGAUAGAAGAAGUUGUGCGAGCAUGUAAUGAGGGCACAGAAGAAACACAUGAUGAUGAUACGGUUGUCCUAAGCCCCAAACACGAUUUCGUCGGGCAGCCUCUGCAAGCUUCCUACGACUAUCACAUCAAGAAUAUUGUACCAGAAGACAAAUACGACCAAGGCAACUAUGUUGCUGUUGUGGACAAAGAUUGGAAAGAAAAAGGUGUGAUUCAAGUCACUAUUGUCGAUGGACAUGACCAAGAGGAUGAAGAGGAUGAAGAGAUCAAGGCCGGGAUAGAUAAGCUGAGAUGUCCUGCGAGCGAGACAGGAAUCCAGAUCGUGAAUCUGCAAAUUGCGAACAUCGACUGGGAAGAGAUGAAGGAAGGGUCUAUGGAGAUCUAAGUUUGUAACGCGGGUUCUGGGAUUAGUGUGCCUGGUCUGAGAGACAAUGGCUGUUGAAGCGAUAUGCGGUGGGAAAAGUUGACUCGAUGAGGGCUCGAAGGGGACGAGGGAGUCGAGGCCUGUUACCUUUCCCCAUAUUUCCAUCCAAGCUCCCGUUAUUCUAUACAUCUUCAUAUUUCAGAUGAUCAUGACUUGACGCUAUUCGACUGUUGGUUCUUAACGAACAUGGGGACAAAAGUCCGUGCGUUCAGGGCAUCAGAAUCAUGAAUUUUAUUAAUUAAUUAGCUGUAGACCAGCCACAUCGCUUAAUUAAGUCGUGUACCC
This is a messenger RNA of Mollisia scopiformis, 1037 nucleotides long. RefSeq lists its product as uncharacterized. NCBI's taxonomy places the organism in Eukaryota, Fungi, Ascomycota, Leotiomycetes, Helotiales, Mollisiaceae. The record is from RefSeq and is a predicted model, not a curated record. The transcript has 2 exons. Bases 213 to 713 code for a protein of 166 amino acids.